AUGGAGGCCCUCAAUAGAUCUGCCGUUCAAGCGUCUGGUGUACCGAUUUCGUGGACGCUUUAUUUUCCUAGCGAGGAGUUUUCACCCGAGGACAGACGAGCGGAGCUCAUCAAAUCGCUCAUUGACGGAUUCCUCACGGAGAAAGGCCAGCAUCUGCUGCAGCAGGCCGACCCCAAGGAGCUGUUUCUUAACUCGAGAUGGACGGUCAGUAUGGAGGCACUGAAGCAGCACCUGUGCAGCACGCACGAAGCAGCCAGUGGCAGGAACGAGCUGGGUGCAGCUGCGGAGCUGCUGCUUCAAGCGCUUGAAGCAGCGCCAGAGGAAGCACUUUCCUGCCUGGGUGCUGCUGCCACUGAGAUGUUUCUGGAAAGAGGCCUGAUCGAGACCCCGGCCCUCCCCUCCGUCGCCGCACAGCAUGCCUCUUCUCGCCUGGCUGUGAGGCUGGUGGAUCAUACCGACUCGAUUAUUGAAUUCAAGAAGCUUAAAGCCAGCAGCCUCGAUCGGCUGGUGACAGUGUGUGGGACAGUGGUGCGGGUGGGUCCACUGCGGCCUCUAGUGGUGGCAAUGGAUUUCACCUGCACGCGCUGCGGCGCCGUUACCUCCCUCUCCUUCCCUGACGGUCGCUUCACCCAACCUGCUGCCUGUGGCCAUGACAACUGCCGCAACCGCACCUUCCUGCAAAACCGGGCAGGUGCCCGGAAAAUAAACUUCCAAACAAUACGUCUGCAGGAGCUAACAGGCGGCACUGGUGGAGGAGAGGACAUGGGGAGGAUGCCCCGUGUGGUGGACUGCGAGCUCAGGGAAGACCUGGCGGAUGCGUGUCUGCCGGGGGAUGUGGUGGCGGUGUGCGGCAUUGUCAAGAUCAUCAAUAAUGAGACUGACGUGGGGGGAGGUGAGAGGGCACCUCAAGAGUCACAGUCACUUACACACACACGCACGUGCUCCUCUCCUCCUUCCCCUGCAGGGCGGUCCAAGAAGAGAGAGCAGUGCCUUUUCCAGCUUUACAUAGACGCCAUCUCCGUCGUCAAUGCCAAUGCCCACUCCACCGCUUCUGCUCUCCGCUCUCCUCCCUCUGCGGGUGGGGCGAGUGGAGGCGCGGUGGAGAUGGGGGAGGAGGACCUGAGGAGCAUGUUGGAGUAUGUGGGGGAGCAUGAGGGGGAGGGCGACCUGUUUCAGCAUAUCGUGCACUCCUUCUGUCCUUCCAUCUACGGCCACGUGCUCGUCAAAGGUGAGCUGACUUGUGUUUACGUGGUGGAGCAUGAGGGGGAGGGCGACCUGUUUCAGCAUAUCGUGCACUCCUUCUGCCCUUCCAUCUACGGCCACGUGCUCGUUAAAGGGGCGGUGGAGCUGGGGGAGGAUGACAUGAGGAGCAUGUUGGAGUACGUGGGGGAGCAUGAGGGGGAGGGCGACCUGUUUCAGCACAUCGUGCACUCCUUCUGUCCUUCUAUCUACGGCCACGUGCUUGUCAAAGCGGGCAUCAUUCUGUCCCUCUUUGGAGGGGUGCGCAAGCACGAGGGGGAGGCCAACCGCGUGCCAGUCAGGGGAGACGUGCACGCGUUGCUAGUGGGCGAUCCGGGCAUGGGCAAGAGCCAGCUGCUCAAGGCAGCAGCAGCGGUGGCACCUCGCGGGGUGUACGUGUGUGGCUCUGGCGCCUCAUCUGUGGGGCUCACGGUGGCAGUGGUGAAGGACGGGCCUGGGGGGGAGUACGCCUUUGAAGCAGGAGCAAUGGUGAUGGCGGACCAGGGCACGUGCUGCAUUGACGAGUUUGAUAAGAUGGGCAACGAGCAACAGGCGCUACUGGAGGCAAUGGAGCAGCAGAGCGUGAGUGUGGCCAAGGCAGGUCUGCUGGCAAACUUCAGUGCGCGCACUGCUGUACUUGCUGCUGCCAACCCCGUUGGCGGGCAUUACAAUCGAGCGCGCACACUAAACGAGAAUCUGAAGCUGUCUGCCGCCCUGCUGUCAAGAUUCGAUUUGAUCUUCAUUCUCCUGGACCGCCCAGACCACCACACGGACCAACGUCUGUCAGAGCACGUGCUACAGAUGCAUGCGGGCAUGCCAUCUCGCUCCAAGGCAUCCAAACGCAGCUCCCAUCUCUUCCUCACGGCCCCAUCAGCCACGGAUGGCCAUGCAUCGCACCUCGAUCUCCCUCUCUCCCACCGCCUCCGCCUGCGCUCCUCUGCUGCCCGCAACUUCUCCCCCCUCCCCCCUGCUCGCCUGCGCCAGUACAUUGCCUAUGCCCGCACUCACGUGCACCCCAGGCUAUCAGAGGAGGCGCGUGCAGUGAUCAAGGCAUUCUACCUGCGACUGAGGGAGCACAGCAGAGCCAUGGACGGCCCUCCAAUCACAGCGCGCCAGCUGGAGAGCCUCGUCCGGCUUGCCGAGGCUCGGGCCCGCGUGGAGCUACGGGAGGAGGUUACCGAAGCUGAUGCCCAAGAGGCAGUGGAGCUGAUGGGGGAGUGCUUGCUAGACAAGCUAACAGACGAGGCGGGCAACAUAGACGCGGGGCGGGGCGGCGGCUCGAGCAAGUCAAAGGAGUCAAAGCGGUUCCUCGCCGCCCUGCAGCGCACGGCGAAGCAGGCCAUCAAAACGUGCUUCUCAAGGAAGGAGCUGGCCCAAUUAGCGGACGACAUGUGUCUCAGAGUGCCGGAUCUCGAUGCGCUGAUUGACAGCCUCAAUGAAGCGGGCUUCCUGCUGAAGAAGGGCGGAGGGCUCUUUCAGGUACGACCCGCUCCCAUCCCUCCAGUCGACCCAAAAGUCAGCUCUGAGAGUGUUGGUUGA
Molecule: messenger RNA, 2778 nt
Organism: Closterium sp. Naga37s-1
Lineage: Eukaryota; Viridiplantae; Streptophyta; Zygnematophyceae; Desmidiales; Closteriaceae
Source: the annotation of a GenBank genome assembly